AGUCAUUGUAUUCCUGGUUAAUCGUUUUAUCCUAGUUUUAACAACGAUGUAUAGAUUUUAAUUUAAUCCGGCGUUCAUAAGGGCUACCUAAGAAUCGCAGCAGACCGAUCCAAGGAUGUUUGUUUUUUUGUUUAGUGAAUGCGAUGAGUUUCCCUAACAACCCUCGGCCCAGUAAGUAACGCACUGAAGUCCGGAGGUGAGUAACGGUAGACGGAUAGAACAGCAUGUCGGCUCUAUCCUGCUGCACUAAGCUGAGGACACGGAGCACGAGGACACUUCUCCGAAGGGCCGUGUGUGUUUGUCCGAACCAAGACUCCAGACACUGCAGCUCCGGAAAGCACAAAAGGAGGGUUGUCAUAACUGGGAUAGGGUUAGUGUGUCCCCUGGGCACAGGCACCGGCCUAACCUGGGACCGCCUCGUUAAAGGGCACAGCGGGAUCGUUGCCCUUCACUCGGAGGACUACAAGUCCAUCCCCUGCAAAGUGGCGGCACUGGUGCCCAGAGGAAGUGACCGCGGCCAGUUUGAUGAGGAGAGGUUUGCAUCCCGUGGAGAGAUCGGCAGCAUGUCCUCAGCCACCGUGAUGGCCCUCGCAGCUGCCCAGCUGGCCCUGGAGGACUCGGGCUGGCGUCCCGAAACCCCCGAGGAACAGGUCAACACCGGGGUGGCUGUCGGCAUGGGCAUGGUCUCCCUGGACGAAAUCGCUCGCACCUCCGCCGCCUUCCGAGAGAAGGGCUACAAGAAAGUCAGCCCCUUCUUCGUGCCGCGCAUCCUUGUCAACAUGGCUGCGGGACACAUAAGCAUCAGGCACAAACUGAAGGGCCCCAACCACGCGGUGUCCACGGCGUGCGCCACGGGGGCCCACGCCGUGGGAGACGCCGCCAGGUUCAUCGCCCACGGGGAUGCGGCCGCUAUGCUCUCGGGGGGCACGGAGUCCUGCGUGGGGCCCCUGUCGGUGGCCGGCUUCGCCAGGGCCCGGGCCCUCGCCACCAGGUGGAACGACGACCCCGCGAAGGCGUCGAGGCCCUUUCACCCGGAGCGAGAGGGGUUCGUGAUGGGCGAGGGGGCGGCGGUGCUCCUCCUGGAGGAGCUCGGCCACGCGGCGAGAAGAGGGGCCAGGAUUUACGCCGAGAUCCUGGGUUAUGGACUCUCUGGAGAUGCCAGUCACAUCACUGCACCCACUGCGGACGGAGAUGGAGCGUUCAGAUGCAUGUCGGCGGCCCUCAGGGACGCCGGCGUCUCGCCGGCCGACGUGACGUACGUGAACGCCCACGCCACGUCCACGCCUUUGGGAGACGCGGCGGAAAACGCCGCCAUCAAGAGGCUCUUCCGGCACGCCGCCGAGAGCCUGGCCGUCUCCUCCACCAAAGGGGCCACGGGGCACCUGCUCGGGGCGGCGGGGGCCCUGGAGGCGGCCUUCGCCGCCCUGGCCUGCUACCACGGGGUCCUGCCCCCGACCCUCAACCUGGACCGGACCGAGCCGGAGUUCGAUCUGAACUACGUGCCCCGCGCGGCGCAGCCGUGGGACGCCCGGGGGCGCCGCGUCGCCCUCACCAACUCGUUCGGCUUCGGCGGCACCAACGCGUCGCUCUGCAUCGGCAGCGUCUGAUGACACUGUUGUUUGUUGUGAUCUCUUCACAGUAAUCAAUGAGUUUUACUAGUUUGUGUGUUCGGAUGAACUGAUUCCAGGAAGAUGUCAGUGAAUCCUUGUUUAACAUUUAAGGUGAGAUGUUUAGGUGACUUUGUGGAUCAGUCUUCCAGCCUCUUUGGGACCUGUCUGAUCAGGCUUACACACAAAAAUGGUUUUCAAAUUAGAACAACUCAAUAAUGUUGAAUCUCUGGUUCAAGAUCUUAUAUUUAAUAAAUUAUCACAUCUUUUUAUGUUGAAUCUUAUUCGGAAAAGAAACUAGUGAUUGCACUUGUAGUGCAGUAAAAAGUCAAUAUUUUAGCUAACCAAAGAGGCUGAAAAAGUAACUUGUGUUUUGUUGUUUCGUGAAUGUACUCUUUCACUACUUUACAACUCUGAUCCGAAAUAGACGCAGCUCAACCGCCACCCUGAAACCGGCCCGUCUCUUUGGUCCAGCAGGUGGUGCACGUUGCUCCUGAGGAGCGUUUCCAAAGCAUUCAGACGUUCAGAAGGCACUCGACCAACUAAAAAAAAUAAACAUGACAACAUCUAACUGACUGAGGUCUUCCUCUGAGGACCUUGGAGCUUUUAUAAAAUAUUCAAGUGUUCUCAAGAGAAGCAGCAAGAGCGAGACACAAAAGGCCUUUCAGAUCCAUUGGAGAGCGCAGAGAGCAAAUCAUCCCGUUUAAGAGGUUGUUAUGAAUAAUCAUAGAAGAUAAUGUAUGAUAAUUGCCUCUUGUUUGCUUCCUGCCUCCAAGCUGUUUUAUUUAAACAGGAACCAAGCGCCCUCAAAGAAUGGCCAAUUUGUUACAAUUAUGAAAUAAGUGGUGCUUUAGGUGUAUGCAGCUGACUUUAAUAGCGUCUUAAUGGAGGCGCGACCCAACAGUGGUGUCUUUUGUGAUUCCUUAUUGAGGCACUUUCAAAACCAAGACCUCUGGCUCCGUGCCGUCGUCCUUUUGAAUUCGGAACGUUUAUUUCAUUUUAACGACUCGCAACGUCUAAAAACCAGCAAUGGGUGCCCAGAGUAGAGGGUUAAAGAGGUCAAACAGUACCAAUAUAUCAGGCUAGAAUGCAAUAAAUGGUGUAAACAAUCCCCCGAAGGGGGGAAAAAAGGACAUGCUUCCAGGUUACUUGUGUUCAAAGACUGAACAACAGUCUUUGUGAGGGAUGGCAAACACAUCGUUAGCGUCUGGCCUCCCUCUGUGGUGGAGAAUAUAUGUGUGUUUAUUUAAUGGAAAUGUAACGAAACACAAAAGGCAACAAUAACACAAAAAGGAGCAUUAAAUAUAUAUAUGUAUGUAUAUAAAUAUAUAAACAAAAAGACACAGAAAACCAGAUCAAUUAAUUUGAUUAAUAUGCUACAACAUUCCCCUCAUAAAUCAAAAAAUGAACACACCAUUUAUUACACAAUUCAUUAAAAAAGAAUCCUGAUGCUGCUAAAUAUUUUCAUCUCACCGCCGUCUCUAACCGCGAAGAGGAGGAGAGAAAAGGGUUUGGUGAUAUUGUUGGUGGGCGGACACAUGACAUUAAAGCCUCAUUAGUGGCUGCAGACGUAGUCCAUUACACCACAAAAGAGCUUCUCAUUGUUCUCUGAGUGUUGAGUAAAAGCUUGACAUUCUUGCAAAUAUAUAUACGGAUCGCACUUUACGUGUUCAAGCCUGAUAUUCCAUGUAGGAGAGGUAAUGGCCUCCUUGGCAUGUCUGUUUAAGCUGCAUUUAGUCAAAGUACUGCAGACACGACUUGAAUUGAUCUCUUUUUUUGCUCACGAUAUGAGGUUUGGGCCUCAGUGAAGAUACUUGGAGCCAAAAGCCCCAAAAACAAGGGUAGUUUAACAGAUUCGGAGGUAUCUAAAGGUCAAAGCUCAAACAUCAAUAUCCAUCCAAUCGAUAUGCGAAUAUAGCGUGGUUGUGUAAAUAUUCUGAUUGACGGACUGAUCAGCGAACCAACUAACACGCAGCCGUAGUAUGGGCGCUUGCACGUGUCCCUCGAUGAGCGAUUACACCGCCCAGACGGAAUUUUGGGACCAGAUGAUGAAUCACUGUGCUGGGGAAUGUCGUUCCGGACCCAUUUUUAGAGAUGACUUUUUAUUAGCUGCUCUGGAUGUCGCAUCCUGCUAAUGAAUAAAUCAAUUAUUCAUCCAUUUUUCUUUUAAUUUGAAAUAAUCCGACAUGGAUGAACGAGUUGCAACAAGCGUCUCCUCUCUUUUUUCUUCUUCUCCUUUCCUUCACGUCACAAAACGAAAGGCCGCCGCCUUCACGGUGAAUAUUUUGGGCUUCGGGGCUUGACAUCGAUCUCUGUCAAACUCCGCUUUGUGACCCUUAUUCACGGCGCUCGAGUCACUGUUAUUCAGCAGUUUGUUACUCUGCAUUAUUCCCGAAACCCGGAGCUAC
Pungitius pungitius (ninespine stickleback) is the source of this 4015-nucleotide messenger RNA. It is a transcript of the gene oxsm, whose product is annotated as 3-oxoacyl-ACP synthase, mitochondrial. Gene Ontology annotation, biological process: fatty acid biosynthetic process. Gene Ontology annotation, molecular function: 3-oxoacyl-[acyl-carrier-protein] synthase activity. The coding region runs from base 225 to 1607 and encodes 460 amino acids. The record is from RefSeq and is a predicted model, not a curated record. The transcript has 2 exons. Gene Ontology annotation, cellular component: mitochondrion. NCBI's taxonomy places the organism in Eukaryota, Metazoa, Chordata, Actinopteri, Perciformes, Gasterosteidae.